UUUUGGUAGUGUUUGUGACAAUGUGAAUGGUUCUUUUGUGCCAAAAAAUGCAAAUAUUGUUCUAAAUUCGGUUCAAAGGUUGCAUGUUUAUAGCUGUGUUCAUUUUCAAUUAAAUUCGGGUGUACCCAGUGUAUGUGAACGUGGGAAAUUAAACAAAAUGGCUCAACCAAAUCAGCAAAACGGAAUGCCCCCUCAAAUGAAGCCCCCAAUCUACAAUGGAGUUCAUUCAUCGCAUUCGUCACGUGAUUCUUCCCCCCAUGGAAAAAAUAUACCCAUUUCGCAGCUGCCUCCACGCUCCGCCAUCCCCCCAACACAACUACCACCAUCUAGAUCCCCUAAUAUAUCUCAACAAAUGAAUCAACUCAACAUCAAUAAAUUUAACACUUCAACACCCAAUCAAUCACCGAAGCCAAGUGGUGUAGUCAACAGUGCGUUUUCAACAAUUGGAAGUACCCAAGCUCCACCCAGGACCACGCAAGCCCCACCCACCGGUUACAACUUUAACCAAAAGCCGCCAAGUAGUAGUCAAGGCUUUGCUCCGCCCACGGCGCAAACUCAAGGACAUGUACCAACACAAGGUUAUCAAACACCACCAACGCAAGGUCAAAUGCCAGUAAUUAACAAACAAGGUCACCAACAGCCUGUACCCCAAACCCAAAUGCCGCCAUUUAGCAACCAAGGUCGUCAGAACCCACCGACAAUACAAAAUCAAGGUCAGGCUCCGCUCCCAACACAAAGCAAAAUACCGCCGCCAAUUAAAAAUCAAAGUUUUGUUCCACCCCCACACAAUUUUAAUUCAAGUCCGAUUAAUCAAGGUGUGGCGCCGCCCCUAACGCAAGGCCAAAAUCAGGUUCAAGCCCCGUCUUCACAGAAUUUUAAUUCAAUUCCGCCUAAUCAAGGUUUGCAACCACCCCCAACGCAAGGCCAAAUACCACCUCCAAAUAGCCAAAUUCCCCAAUAUAAUAAUUUUAAUUCAAGUCCUAGUAAUCAAGGGUAUCGACCACCCCCAGCCCAAGCGCAAAUGCCGCCACCUCUAAAGAGUCAAGCCUACCAACCGUCUCCGACUGAAAAUAAUUUGCCUUCAAACCAAUUUAACAAUUCAAGUCCAAGACCUCCUCCGGGACAACCCAAGGCCAAUUUGCACUCGAACAGAUAUCCACAAGCUCCGCCCUCUCAGCAAAAUUAUGUUCCCCAAGCCCAGCCUAGUUUCAAUCCUCCAUCACAAAAUUACCCUGUCUCAUCACAGACUCAGCAACAGUUUUACCAACAAAACAGCGUGACUAAUUCUGGUUUUAAUAAAUUAUGGGGCCACGACCACUUCGAUCUUCUUCAAAACCCGAACGUUCUACCCCCAGAAAAAGUGGCGCCACCUAAAGUCUACUUGGGAAACGAGCUUCUUGAUUCGGCGAAUUGCAGUCCAGAUGUAUUCCGAUGUACGAUGACGAAAAUACCCGAAAGCAAUUCUCUAUUGCAGAAGUCUCGUCUACCGUUAGGAAUCUUGAUUCAUCCCUUCAAAGACUUGACCCAUCUGCCGGUAAUUCAGUGUAAUGUCAUCGUGAGAUGUCGCGCUUGUCGCACAUAUAUCAAUCCUUUUGUUUAUUUUAUCGAUACGAAGAGGUGGAAAUGUAAUUUGUGUUAUCGAGUGAAUGAAUUGCCGGAAGAAUUUCAGUUUGAUCCGGUUAGUAAAACGUACGGAGACCCUACAAGAAGACCGGAGAUCAAAUCGAGUACUAUUGAGUACAUAGCGCCAGCCGAAUACAUGUUGAGGCCUCCGCAACCCGCCGUUUAUUUGUUCUUGUUUGAUAUUUCUCGGCUUGCUAUCGAGAGUGGUUACUUGCAAAGCGCAUGUGCUGUACUUUUGGAAGAAUUAAAGAAUUUACCAGGAGAUGCUCGUACACAAGUCGGCAUACUUGCCUAUGACUCUGCUUUACAUUUCUUUGGGUUAGGAGAAGGAUUGAGUCAACCUCACGAAAUGACUGUGCUUGAAAUCGACGACAUUUUUUUGCCUUGUCCAGACAACCUCCUGGUGAAUUUAAAAGACCGAAUUGAUUUACUUACCGACCUAUUGACCCAACUACCCACUCGUUACAACAACAGUUACGACAAUAAUUCUGCGUUGGGGGCUGCGCUACAAGCCGCACAUAAGAUGAUGGGGGCGACCGGAGGUCGCGUUAGUGUCUUUCAAGCUUCGUUGCCUAACGUCGGUCCCGGAGCUUUGAUUCCGAGAGAGGAUCCCUCGCAGAGAGCUUCAACCGAAGUCCAGCACUUAAACCCAGCAAAUGACUUUUACAAAAGGUUGGCUUUGGAGUGUAGCGGGCAACAAAUCGCUGUUGAUUUGUUCGUACUAAACUCACAGUAUGUCGACAUGGCGACUAUAUCAGGGAUUAGCCGAUUUAGUGGAGGAUGUAUCUACCAUUUCCCACUGUUUAAAGCUUCAAGGGUGUUACAAAACGAGAGGUUCGAACGUUCUUUCCGCCGGUAUUUGAUAAGGAAGAUCGGGUUUGAGGCUGUGAUGCGUAUUCGGUGUACUCGUGGAUUAUCAAUUCAUACGUUCCAUGGUAACUUUUUUGUGCGUUCCACUGAUUUGUUAUCACUACCGAAUGUUAGUCCUGACGCUGCGUUUGGGAUGCAAGUCUCAAUUGAUGAGAGCUUGUCGGAUGUCCAAUCGGUUUGCUUCCAAGCGGCUCUUUUGUAUACUUCGAGUAAGGGAGAACGGAGGAUAAGGGUACAUACUUUGUGUCUGCCGGUAUGUGCGACCUUAUCCGAUGUUAUCAAUGCGGCCGAUCAGCAGUGUAUCGUGGGAUUGUUGGCCAAGAUGGCCGUGGAUAGGUCGAUGCAAUCUAGUCUUUCGGAUGCACGAGAAGCGUUCAUAAACGUGGCCAUAGAUAUACUUUCGAGUUACAAGUUUUCGCUAAAUAUGGCCGAAGGAGCGACUUCGUUACUAGCGCCUCACUGUUUGCGGUUAUUGCCUUUGUACAUUUCGGCCUUAUUGAAAUCAACGGCUUUUCGAACCGGUACUUGUACCCGAUUGGACGAUCGAGUCAAAGCAAUGAUCGAUAUGAAGACUAAGCCUUUAGGACAGUUGAUACAAAUGAUAUAUCCGGAUUUGUAUCCAGUACAUAAUUUGGACGAACAACCAGUAGUCCUAAAUAGUGAAGAGGAACCAAUCCCACAACCACCUCACAUGCAACUAACUGCGAGGUGUUUAGACUCCAAGGGUGCAUUUCUUAUGGAUACUGGGGAGCAUAUGAUUCUUUUAGUCGCUCCUGGAGUUUCUUCAGUAUUCCUAAAUGAGGCACUAGGUGUCAGGGAUUACGUAUCAAUCACUGAUGAGAUGUACGAAUUGCCCGUUUUGGAUAAUUUACAUAACCAAAGACUGCAUCAAUUUAUACAUUUUUUGAACGACGAGAAACCAGCAGCAGCUACGUUGCAUGUCAUUAGAGAUAAUAGUCCGAAUAGAAUAGAAUUCUACGAAAAAUUAAUCGAAGAUAGGGUAGAGAAUGCACUGAGUUAUCACGAGUUUAUGCAACAUCUCAAAACUCAAGUUAAAUGAAAAAAGGGGUUGAUUUAUAUUGAUGCAAAAUUGUUGCUCAAAAACGGGGGUAGGAGUCUAACGCGUCUAAGGUUUUAUUUUUAAGGUUGACUUUAUUUUGAUAUUUAUAUAUUGUGAUAUGUAUCUUUAUAUUCACAUAAAAUGUAUAGCAAUAUUUUUGCAUUAAUCUCAUGCUUUGUUUAUUGUACGCUGUUAAAACUCAUCGUUUCAUUAUUAUGUUUUCAUGUCUAUCGAUUCAUUCACUGUUAUUAGGUUCAGUCGCGUUAUUUUGUCCUACAGGUGUAUGAAAUUGUCUGUUGAUACCAAUAUAAGUUGUAAAAAUAAAUAAAUAUGUAUAUAAUGUA
Molecule: messenger RNA, 3897 nt
Organism: Tribolium madens (black flour beetle)
Lineage: Eukaryota; Metazoa; Arthropoda; Insecta; Coleoptera; Tenebrionidae
Gene: Sec24AB
Product: protein transport protein Sec24A
Exons: 2
Coding region: 158-3553 (1131 amino acids)
Biological process (GO): endoplasmic reticulum to Golgi vesicle-mediated transport; intracellular protein transport; COPII-coated vesicle cargo loading
Cellular component (GO): COPII vesicle coat; endoplasmic reticulum exit site
Molecular function (GO): SNARE binding; zinc ion binding
Source: RefSeq, a predicted model, not a curated record